AUGUCUACCGUCAGCUCUAUCACCAAGAGAAAAGUGGGGCCGUUUGCGAUGCAAGACACAGGUGCUCCUGCUGGUCGCAGCAACUAUCAAACUCUGGUCAUCAUACACGGAGCGACUUCUCCUGGUGACAUAUUCAGCCGCCUUGUACCCUUUGCUUCCCAGUCAAACGCUCGUAUUGUACUCGUCAAUCGCCGUGAUUAUCCCGGGUCGACUCCGUACAGCGACGCCGAACAGCAGCUCUUGGCUUCUUGUCUCUCAGAUACGGCGGAGGCUGCUAAGAAUAUUCGGUCCUACAUGAAGGAUCGAGCCUGCGAAUUAUACGACUUCCUCUGCGAGUUUGCUAUGUCGGAGAAUAUCCCGAUGAUAUCUGGGGAGGGUGGAAUGACCGUGGUAGGUUGGUCUUUGGGAGGGAAUUGGAUCACCGCUCUUCUAGCGUAUUUGGAGAUAUUUGAAGGGGUUGAAAUGACGUUAAGGUCGUAUCUUAACAAGCUCAUUCUUUUAGACCCGCCCUACAGUGUCUUAGGAUUCCCGCACCAUGAAGAUCUACGCAUGCCCAUUGAUGACGCCACCGUCACCGAUGGAAAAGCGGUGAUCGCAUGGCUCACUGGCUUCUUCGACCAUUCCAUACCGCCUUCCUUUCCAUCCACUCCAAUACUCGAUCCUGAGCUCAGACUUGGUCGCACCCCGGUGUCUAUUCCUCCGCCCACGAUCGCUACGAUUUCUCCGGAAGAGAUUCAGAACGUGAUUUUCAUACCGCCCGCUGCUCCCGGUGGUUCCGAUGUUCUUCUAUACGAAGCCGGGCAACGGCUUGGUUUAUUUGAAGAGAUGAGGAAGAAGGCACUUUAUGCCACUGCGGAAGAGGAUGUGACGGCAGAGCAGAAGGGAUGGAGGGAGAGUGUGGAGGUCAAGGUCAUAUGGUGUGACCGUAGUAUAUGGGGUGUACCGUGGGGUAUCUCCCAGUUAUACAGGGAGGUUGAGGACGCGAAGGCAAAGGGAGAACUGAGUGUCGGUAGGGUGAAUAUUGUGAGGGUGACAGGGGCGAACCAUUAUAUUCAUUGGGAGGAACCUGAGCGCGCGUUGCGUGCCCUUUUGGCUGGUAGUACUCAAGAGGCGUGA
This is a messenger RNA of Stereum hirsutum FP-91666 SS1, 1116 nucleotides long. RefSeq lists its product as uncharacterized. The record is from RefSeq and is a predicted model, not a curated record. Bases 1 to 1116 code for a protein of 371 amino acids. Lineage: Eukaryota; Fungi; Basidiomycota; Agaricomycetes; Russulales; Stereaceae. The transcript has 4 exons.